UCGUGAAACGCGUAACAUCGUCAGUGUUUAUUUCCCGAGUCAUCGUCGACUCGUGAUUCGCGAUGAUUGUAUGCCGGUUUUCGUAAAUUACUAAAUUUUGGGGAAACCCAGUUCGUCUGGGUCAAAAUGUGGUGGUUCAAGAACUUUAUAGCUUUCACCAUCUUUUUUAGUUUACUACGAAUAUCUAGAUCUCAAAUAAGGGAUGGUGAUUCUCACGAAUGUCUACGAUCUUGUGCUGACAAUGCACUUUCAAAAAAAGUAUGCCGUUACGAAUUCUUCGUUGAAGAAUCACCUGCCCCGAACAGUAUUCGCGAUUGUACAAGCAAAAACGAAUCGAUGAUCCACGACAACGUAAUAUUAUUGAAUAGCUUUCUAAGAAUCAAUGGGAAAAGCCCAGGCCCACAAAUAGAGGUAUGUCUUGGAGAUACUAUAGAAGUGCUUUUAUACAACAGAUUAGGGUCCGAGGAAUUAUCUUUUCAUUGGCAUGGUAUACGGCAAAGGAAUUCGGCUCAUAUGGAUGGUGUUCCGAUGGUUACACAAUGUCCUAUUUUGCCAUUUGGGGGUUUUCGAUAUAAACUAAAACCGGAAAAUGUUGGUACAUACAUUUAUUAUGCACACAUAGUUUCACAGCAGGCCGACGGCGUAUACGGGUCGUUGACAGUUCGAGGACCACAAGAUGACCCUAGCUUGGAAAGGAUACUUCUCUUGUCAUCAAGGCCGCCAACUCCUCUGUCGCGACACUCGCACCUACACCCACCUACGCCUAGUGAACUUCUCUUAAAUGGCCAGAAUAACGGAUCUAUCUUGCAAGUCCAUUAUGGAAGGAAAUAUUUAUUGCGACUUAUUAACGCCAACGCGUACAAUUGCCCUAUACUAUUAUCCAUCUCUGGCCAUGAUUUUCGCGUCUUGGCUGCCGAUGGGAACCCGGUUGAACCGACGGUGGGCAGACACAUCUUUUUCUUUCCAGGUGAGAGAUUUGACAUAAUUCUCGAAGCAAAUCAACCUCCUGGGAAAUACCUCGUUGAUAUAAAGGGCCAUCGGGACUGUCAAAACCUUCAUCAGGAAGCUUUCAUCCUUUAUGAUGAUAUAAAACCGCAGUCCGCUAUAAUCAAAGACGAAAAACUAUUGAAAAUCAAUGACCAUGCAAUUACGAACAAGGGCCACGAUUGUCAUGAAAUAUCAAGGAAUUUCAUUUGUGGUUUGGAUUUAAAAGGAUCGAGAGGGAUCGAGAUUAACUCAGACGAAAUUAUUUAUGUUCCAUUCGACGUGAAUGCUUUUUCCUAUUUCACGGAUGAAAUGUCCGACUACAGAUAUAAUUUUUACGGAUGCCCUUUCUAUCCAUCAGAUCUAAGUGUGAGCAAAGAAGGAGCAAGGGUUGCACAAAUUAAUCGUAUAUCGUUUAAAUAUCCCAUGUCUCCGUUAUUGUCUCAACCGGAAAAUAUACCAGAGGAAUCGAUUUGCUCUUUGGAAACGCGUUCAGAAGAGUGUGCUGACACACCAUUGUUUUGUGAAUGUAUCCACGUGAUCGAAGUUCCACCUAGAAAAAAUAUCGAUAUUAUUUUAAUAGAUGAAGGUUCUGGCGGAAAUGUCUCCCAUACGUUUCACGUACAUGGCUAUAACGCGAGUGUCCUAGGAAAAAGUAGUUUCGAACGAGCAAUUACCAAAGAAGAAAUUAUCCUGUUGGAUCGUAACAAACAGUUAGAUCGCAAUUUUUUAAAUCCACCUCAGAAGGACAGUUUCGUUGUACCAAAUAAAGGAUACGUUAUUCUUCGUCUUUUUACUGAUAAUUUAGGAUAUUGGAUGUGGGAAGCAAGAAGCACGGCAAUAUCAUCAGGAAUAUCUGGACCUGUUAUGCAAUUUUUGUUAAAGACAUUUAGAAGAAGAAGAAGAAGAAGAAAGUCUAAUUUUCUCGAAAAAGAAGAACAGCUAUAUGGAGAAAAUGCUAUUUUGGAAGUAAUUAAAUAUUUUACCAGGAUUAUUCGCCUUGAAACGUAUAAUUGCAUAUCCUCCAUUUAUCAGUUUAAUAGUGUCUUUACCAGGUGGAUUUGAAUAUUCCCCAUUUUUAAGACGUUGCAUGUGUUGGUCUAUUACUGCUUCUAUAUCUGAUCUCGAAAUAUUUCUACCACCAAAAUCCCCCAUACUAAAUACUCUAAAUUCAUAACCGUGCAAGUGGAACGGAUGAUAUAGGCCAGGCAGGGGCACUGUAAUAUAAUUUGUUAUUUAACGUUAUAUAACGUAUAUAUGUUAUAUAACGGUAUUCUUUUCGUAAUGAAACAAGAUCAGCCUAUUAAAUAGGUCAACAUUCUUUUAUCUUGUACUAAAGACAAAUACUAGAUACCUUCGUCGUAUAUUACUAGCUCCACGAUAUUAUUCAGUUGUGCAUUGAUAACGUCAGAACAUGUGCAAGGUUCGGUGCAAUCGUUCUGUACGUUUUCCUUACAUAUUGUUUGGCGAGAACUACGUUGCGGGAGCAGAGGCGCCGAUGGUUCCACGUGCGAGAUAUUAAACGUAGCAGCAAUCUCGGAACCUGCAGCUGGACCUAAAACGAAACAAAAUGUUUUACGAAAACAAGAUAUAUAACAAUAAAUAAAUAACACAUAAAUGAAAUAUAACAAUAAAACGAAAAAAAUUGUAUUUCUUUAAUUGGAUGCAAAUAAGCAGAUUUUUUAUAUUUAUGACGCACAAGAAAUAAUUUGCUAUAAUUAGAAAAUGAGUAAGAUGACUUAUACAUAUAUAGGCACUUAUUUAUUAUGAGAGAAUCAUUAAAAGAAACUUACUAAAGUAGCGAGGGUACUUGUUUGACCUAAAUAAUUUCUUGUCCCCAUCCUGAUUGUAAACGAAGAACCAAAAGGGUAAUAUGUGCCUCUCAUCCGGUUCAACUUUCAAGAGAUCAGGAUCGAUGUCGAAGGCUUCCACUUGGUUCACACAAACGGCACUUUGUGUGUUAUUUGUAUUGCACUCCGUUCCAUUAAGCGAAUUAUACGUCUAAAAAAUGUGAAAGAAUCACAUGUUACAGUUGUUAGAUACAUCUAAAUACAAUUUACAUAUAAUGCCAAAAUUUUAAUCUGAGAAAUUUGUAAACACAUUUGUACAAAUCUAAAUUUAACAUGGGUGUCUGAUGACUAUCGUGGUUAUUAUAUGUAUGAUCUAAAUGUAAAAUAUUUCUCACUAUACAUAUAUGUAUAUUAAUACGUACGGUCCUUGUGUCGUAUAGAAUUCAAUGUGGAAGAAACCGAGUAUUUUUAACGGCUUGACAAAUUACUUUGACGCCGUAUUGACCAAAAUUAAUUUCAGCUGUCGCACGCUCCAAUAAGGCCACUAAAUUGUCCGAGAUAUAUUAUGUCUAUA
Molecule: messenger RNA, 3348 nt
Organism: Bombus huntii
Lineage: Eukaryota; Metazoa; Arthropoda; Insecta; Hymenoptera; Apidae
Exons: 11
Coding region: 127-2049 (640 amino acids)
Biological process (GO): iron ion transport
Cellular component (GO): plasma membrane
Molecular function (GO): oxidoreductase activity; copper ion binding
Source: RefSeq, a predicted model, not a curated record